Molecule: messenger RNA, 1923 nt
Organism: Drechmeria coniospora
Lineage: Eukaryota; Fungi; Ascomycota; Sordariomycetes; Hypocreales; Ophiocordycipitaceae
Exons: 2
Coding region: 1-1923 (640 amino acids)
Source: RefSeq, a predicted model, not a curated record
AUGCCACCUCGGAACCUCACAAGCAAGGACACGAAUAGCGGCAACAUUCUCAAGUUUUUCAAGCCCGUCUCCGUCUCGACGUCGCAACCUGGGCCACCGUCGUCGUCAUCGGCACGGCAACAAACGCCUCCGCAAGCCUCCUCCUCAGCCUUCUCCGGACCGCCAUCCCCCUCUCCGCUCCCUCCGUCUCCCUCAUCCUUCAAACGCGCCAGCGUCACGACACCGACUCGUCUACCCGUUCCACUCCCCGACGAGAUAGCUGCGUCCGAUGACGACGAGAACGAAGAUGGCCAUUCCUCCGAUGACUCCCUCGAAGACCUAUCCACGCUUCUGGGGCGCAGCAGGAACCUUCCCUCGCCGCCGAAGCCGCAUCUCGACCCCUUCUCCACCCCGCGAGCCAAGAGGGCUGGACAGGGAUUCCAUGCAAGCCCGCUUGCUGUCAUGACCAAGCACAGGUUCGACAUGAAGACGCUCGCCAAUGAUGCGAAGAAGGACGAUGCGACGACUGCGAGCUCUAUGAGGGUCAAAGCCGCCGCCGAGGAGGCCAAGACGAAGUUGGCCGCGUCGACCAAGAAGUCGGAGCGUGCCGGCCACGGUGUCGCCGAGAUUGUCGGAGAAAAGGGGGGCCAAGAUGCCCGAAAGGUCCUCAGAGCAGUCCAGAGGUCGGAGGCUGGAAAGUCCCAACCUCGAUUCUGCUUUUUCGACCCUGAUUAUAGAACCCCUCCUUCCAAGCGGCCGCCGAAGGAGGGCAACAACGGGCCGUGGCGUUUGCUGACCGAAGGGACCGCCAACGUAAGAGAGCAGCAUCUCGCCUCCGGCUUGCCUCAGUCCAUGGUCCGCAAGAUGGCCUGCCUGCCAGACUCCCUGUUCGAAUGGAUUCUCGACGAGCUGUGCACUCAAACGUCGGUCAUCAUGCGCCAAGGGUACUGCGAUUUGAUCGCCCAUUGCCCGGACCAGGUCGAGCGGCUCGUCACACCUGAGCGUCUUGAGCAUUUAUUCAUUCGACUCGGCGCCAAUAAGCAUCUUGGAGACAAGAGCAAGGGGAUGAUGGAGCGUUACCUGGACUGUGAACCAUAUCAGGACCGUGACUGGUCAUGCCUCCGCUCCUUCCUCGCACUGUUGACUGCAGUCUCCGGUCAUCUCUCCGUACCGGCCGUCCAGUAUGCGAUGCGAACCCUCUUGGCCAUGUCGAUGGACAAGUUUCUCAUCUGCAACAUGGAUGCACUGAUGGCCCACGAGGCCGCCAUUCAACACCUGGCCGGUGCCAUGCCUCGCUCCUCGUGGGACUCAUUUUGCUCCGAAACGUGCUCAUCUUUGUGCACGAACAUCGCAUCACAAAGCAUCCGGGCCAACGCACUUCUCUGCCUCCCGGUGAGCAACCGAAGAACGCAUGAUUUGCGCCGCCGGCUGGCUGUGGUGUUCCUCUUCAAGGACACGUCCCUUGGCCGAUACAACGGCGAAGACACCGUCACGCUUUUGGGCCUCACCAAUCUGUUGGCUGGAGAUGACUUCGCCAUCAACGCUGAUACUGACUUCUCGGAGCUCAAAGCGAGCGUCAUCAUGCUAGACAUGGCCAUCGAUGACGGCUCCGCCGCAUCAUUUGAUGAUGCAGAGGAGGAGGCCGCGUUCAACCGCCAAGUGGACGAGCUGGCCUCGAGGCUACGAGAGAUUUGGAGAAAGAUCAACGACUCGGGCAUGAAGCUAGCGCGCACCGAGGCCAAGAGCGUUGUCGAGUGGGUCCAGCAGCGGCUGUCCAACGAAGUUCGGACGAGGAGAAUGGUCAAGAAGAGCAUAUUUGACCUCCCGGGACAGGGAGAGGAACCGUCGUUGCCGCGGCAGCAGGACUUUGUGAAGCGCUUUCUGCAGAGGCCGCCAAAGUCGCCUCGUGUGGAUGCGGAUUGCAUCGUCGUUGCGGUACCAUAG